Quercus robur (English oak) is the source of this 910-nucleotide messenger RNA. RefSeq names its product E3 ubiquitin ligase BIG BROTHER-related. The transcript has a single exon. The record is from RefSeq and is a predicted model, not a curated record. Bases 164 to 787 code for a protein of 207 amino acids. Lineage: Eukaryota; Viridiplantae; Streptophyta; Magnoliopsida; Fagales; Fagaceae.
UGAUAUCCAAAAGAGAUGUCUUUCCCCAUUACUUGUCAUGGAAGCUAUUAUCUCUCCAAAGAAACCUCUAAUAUUAAGCCACCUUUUUCUCUUCAUAUAACCCAAUCAAUGGUUCAUUUUUUUUUGGUACUCUACUGAAAGAAAUUGAUCGAUUAAGCCUUCAAUGGAUAACCAGGAAGGGACUCAGGAGAGUAAACAAUCCUCUCAGAGAACCCCGUUCACCCAACUCGAUCAAGUUGCCUCUGAUUUGGCUCUAGCAAUUACUUUGCAAGAACAAGAGAGGGCCUUCACAAUGCUCGAAACCAUUGAAAGUGAAAGCGAAGAAGAAUUAGAAGAUGAAGAAAGUGAUUAUGAUGAUUCUAAUGAUGGUGAUCAAGAAUUCAUUGACAGGUACGAAUUGGAAGCCGAACUUGAUCAGGUUCCGGAAGGAGAAGGCACCAGCAGCGAUGAUGAUAUGUAUGAUUUAGAAGAAUUCACUCCGGAUGCAAUGUCUUAUGAGGAGUUGAUUGCACUAGGAGAGUUCAUAGGAGAAGAGAAGAAAGGACUAGCAAUAAGCGAAAUUCCUACAUGCUUACACCCAUGUAAAUGUCAGUCUGUUGAUAGCAAAACCAACAUUGAUCGAUGUGUUAUUUGUCAAGUUGAGUAUGAAGAAGGUGAAGCCUUGUUUGCUCUUCCUUGUGAACAUCCUUAUCAUUCAGAGUGUAUAAGCAACUGGCUUCAAAUUAGAAAGACAUGUCCAAUAUGUGGCACCGAAGUUGUACCACCUAAGAUAGCUAGGACUGCCUAGUUCUGUAUAUAUUAUGAUUGUGCAGUGUAAAUUACUUAUUAUGCUUGAUUUGUCUAUAAUAUUUGAAUGGAAAAACGAUGCAGAAAUAAAAAGAAUCAUAGAAAGGUUCAGUAUUGCUUACAA